This is a messenger RNA of Telopea speciosissima, 1842 nucleotides long. Its product is annotated as protein BIG GRAIN 1-like A. Lineage: Eukaryota; Viridiplantae; Streptophyta; Magnoliopsida; Proteales; Proteaceae. The transcript has a single exon. Gene Ontology annotation, biological process: auxin-activated signaling pathway. The coding region runs from base 402 to 1730 and encodes 442 amino acids. The record is from RefSeq and is a predicted model, not a curated record.
UAAGGCCCCCCCUCUUCUCUCUCUCUCUCUGGUUUUUUUCGAGUUCAAGGCGUGGCAUUGGGCUCUCAUUACUCGUCCUCUCCAUUUCUCUCACACACUUUCUCUUACCUCUUCGAGCACUCAUCGAUUGCUCUGUCUGUAUAUGUUUCCUUCACAUUCGCACUCACUCCAGAGACACAGAGAGAAUAGAGUGUGACAGGAACCAAGGAGAAUAACCAUCAACGAAUACCAGUUUCUCUCUCUUUCUCUCUCAUCACAUGAUCUGAAUCGCUCUGUUUAAUUUCUCCUGGAGCUGACAAGAAAGUGAGGGAAGCUCAAUACCUUCUGUCGUUACUUGAUUCUUUCCAUCUUUCCUUGUUUCUCCCUCUGUUUCUUGUUAAUCUCUCUAUAUAUAAAUUUCUAUGGAGAUGGAGAAGUGGGAAAAGUCGCAACGAGAAGACAGAUGUCGACACGCGAGGACAAACCCAUCUUUCUCUUCGACCCUUCUCGACGCUAUCUAUCGCUCGAUAGACGAAGGUGACGACGGAGGAGAAGAAGAGAUGGUUCUCUAUAGGGAGACUAUGAGAAAGAAACAGAGUAGCAGUGUUCGAGGAAGCAGCGUGUUACCGCAGGAAGAGAUGGUAAAUCUUCGACGAACCGACCUGAUCGAGCAAUGGAUGGAGAAGAAGGUAAGCGAGAAGGUCGUAGUCCGUCGGAAGUCAUCGGUUGCAGAUUUCGAUUUCAACCCACCAAAGUUACCAAGGGAUCGGAAUUCUGUGUUGUUCAAUUCUACUUCAAGUUCCUCAGAUUCUAGCAGCGGAGGUGGUUUUUCUUCUUCUGAAGCCGAGUCAGUUUACGGAGCGAGAUCAAGUUCCUCAGGUUUGAAACCGGUUCAAACGGUGGUUUCCGUUCAAUCGGAGAAACCUCCGCGCUAUGAACGGCAGCAGAGGAAGUCCAACGAUUUUGAUAAUCAUUACCAGGGGAGAAAUAACUCUGUAACUCAGCAGAAGCCAAAGCACGAAGGUGGUUUCAUCAAGACAAAGUCGAGAGCUUUAAAGAUCUACGGCGAUCUAAAGAAAGCGAAGCAGCCCAUCUCGCCCGGUGGUCGUCUCUCCAACUUUCUCAAUUCUCUGUUCACCGCAGGUUAUCCGAAGAAAGCAAAGAUCUCUUCGUCUUCUUCAGUAGGAGGUGGAGGCGAUGAAAGGGAAUCAAAAUCAGCUCAGGCAUCGACUUGCUCAUCGGCAUCUUCAUUCUCAAGGUCCUGUUUGAGUAAAACCCCAUCUUCGAGAGGGAAAUUGAGUAAUGGGACGAAGAGGUCCGUUCGAUUCUACCCUGUCAGUGUAAUUUUCGAUGAAGAUUGUAGACCCUGUGGACAUAAAUGCCUUCACGAAGACGAACCGAAUCUGAUGGCAGUUACAGCCGUAAGGAAAAUCGGAGAAGCUUCAUCGCUCAACAAAGAACUCCAAUUCCAUCUCACGGAGAAGAACCGGCGUGUGGAAGAGGCCGCCCGUGAUCUUCUUAAAGGUUAUCAGAAUAAGUGUUACUUCAAUACGAGAGAUCUUCAUGUAGACGACGAAGACGACGAAGAUGAUGAUGAUGAUGAUGAUGCAGCAAGCUAUUCAAGCUCUGAUCUUUUCGAGCUGGAUAACCUUGCAGCGAUUGGGAUCGAUAGGUACAACGAAGAGCUGCCGGUGUAUGAAACAACUCAUCUCGAUACGAAUCGCGCCAUCGCUAGUGGCUUGAUUCUGUAGUUGUUACAGAGAGGAGAGGGGGAAAGAGACCAAAUUCAAAAGAGAAAAGGAAAGAAUAUUAUCCGUUUAAUUUACUGGUUUGGGGGUUUACAUCAAAGAAUAAAAUUUUAAU